This is a messenger RNA of Aspergillus fischeri NRRL 181, 1845 nucleotides long. RefSeq lists its product as uncharacterized. Bases 1 to 1845 code for a protein of 614 amino acids. NCBI's taxonomy places the organism in Eukaryota, Fungi, Ascomycota, Eurotiomycetes, Eurotiales, Aspergillaceae. The record is from RefSeq and is a predicted model, not a curated record. Gene Ontology annotation, molecular function: hydrolase activity. The transcript is spliced from 2 exons.
AUGGGCUCAAUCGGAACUCACGAAAAACUCUCUGGCUUCAACCUGAUCCAGAGACACUAUAAACAGAUCAGAGACCACGCUAUCCGUGCCGACUUUAUCAUCCCCAAGUCUACAUUCACCGGCAAACGCCCAGUAAUCGUCCGCUUCCAUGGAGGAGGCCUGAUAACUGGCGACUCCCUCCUAAUGGAAUGGUUCCCGACCUGGCUGCUCCAGCUCGCCAAAAAGCACAACGCCGUCAUCGUAAGCCCAAACUACCGACUCCUCCCCGAAUCAACAAGCCCGGAGAUCUUCUCCGACAUUGAAGAUUUCUGGACCUGGCUGCAUUCGUCUGCCGUCGCGGAGCUGCUCGCAACAUGUUCCACGCCUACCCAGCUCGAUUUGGAUCGGAUCUUAACGGCUGGAGACUCCGCAGGCGGAUUACUGAGUAUCUGCGUUGGAUUGGCACACGCAGACGAGAUCCGCGCCACGACAGCUACGUAUCCCUGCAUCGACAUGGCGUCAGAGUACUUCCGCACUCCUACGAGCUCUGAGCCCUUACCGGAUGUGCCUGCGUCCACGGUGGACGAUUACCUAGCUCAAAUGGACAGAAGUGCAAUUCGCUCGUCAGCCCUCCUACCGGAUCGGUUUGAUCUGAUGGUAGCGGCUAUAUACUACGGUGGUCUGGGACAGUUCUAUGAAUAUGGGGCGGAAGACUCGCCGCGGGAACCGCGGUAUCCGCUUGAGUGGCUUGAUCGGCCUGGUGUGAAGAUCCCGCGGGGAGGUAUUGCGAUUUUGCAUGGGUUGCAGGAUGCGCUUGUGCCGGUGCAGCAGAGUGAGAAGUUUGUUGCGAAGGCGCGGGGGGUCAUGAAGGGGAAGCCUGGUGGUGAUAGGAUUGUUUUGACGCUGCGAGAGGGAGACCAAGAGUGGAGUAUUUUUGAUAUCGUGAAUGUACGAGGCCGUGGCAUUUUUGACAUCACAGAAGACGAUCGGAUUGACGAGUACACCUCGGAGCCGCCCCUGCGAGAAGACGACGUGACCCACCUGCUAUACACGCCGCUGCCUACCGAUUUGCCGACGAUGAACAAGGACCUUCUUAUCCUCAUGGCAGCAUAUUACGGUAAUAUUGAAUGGUAUGCCCGCCUGCGUCGGCCUAACACUUGGAUAGUAGGCGAGCUAAGUUGUGUCGUGCGCGGCAUCUACCACAAUACCAUGUUCGCCAAAUGGUGGACCCUUCAACCUGGAAGAGAGCCAUAUCAGAUUGAGCAAGCGAUCAAUGCGCGCUUCAUCAUGAACAAUGACCUUUCUCGCAUCACUCCAGAAACCAGAUGCCUCCCAUACUGCAUCUGGUACCCUUCCUUUCCCCAUGUCACGACUUGCAAAGAGCUCGUGCGGCGCGUGCCGUCCAUGAAACCGGCUGUGGCAAGAGUCUGCAUUCUGCAAGAUUACAGCGAAUACUGGGACGAGCUUGAUGCCGAUCCAGAUUCGAACCUGAUGGUUGACGCUCGCCAAAGUUCGAAUCCAAAGUACCUCCGCGAUCUCGAAGCAAGGAUUCCAGAACGCGGGUGCCGCGAUCUCACAAACAGGCAGCACUACUGCAUUCGGCCUCGGGCAGCUCUGUUCGAAUACACAACGACUUUCCUCUAUCACAAUGUCUGGGACAAUCCGGAUGUGUACUGCGAAGCUGGCGUACCUUACAAUGGGAGAUUUGCCUGCAUGGCGCAUAUCGAGCUGAGCGUCUGUGUGUCAGAUGAACUGAAGAAGAUAGCUCUUGAGGAUAUAAGGGAAACCGGAGGGCCUUUCUGCCUGGAGGAGUAUUACGACUCUUUGGGGGAGAAUAGACAUUCUACUGGAUCCAACGAGUCCUAG